AUGAAUCCCUUUCUAAAUGCUCUUCAUAUGUUAGAUGAAGAUUAUUUUGAUUAUGAGGAUCUUAUGAUAGAAGCAAUGGCCCUACAUAGAGAACGACAUGCAGCCGAGGGAGCAUCUUCUUCACAUCGUCCUAAUUCUCAACCUCGUAUGUUCAUCCAAUGCAAUCCGUUGGGAGGUCAUCAAUGCCUUUGGAAGGAUUACUUUGCUCAACCGCCAAUAUAUCCGUCAAACAUUUUUAGGAGGAGAUUUCGAAUGAGUCGUGAUCUGUUUUUACGCAUAAAUUCUGCAUUUGAGACUCAUGAUGAUUAUUUUUUCCAAAAGAGAGAUGCUAGUGAGAGGCUUGAAUUGUCUUCCCUUCAAAAUAUGACUGCAACAAUUAAGAUGCUUGCAUAUGGGGUAACAGUGAUGGUAGAUGAGUAUGCAAGAAUUGGAGAAAGCACCACACAGUUGAGUAUGAAGAAAUUUGUAAAGGCAAUCAUGUCAAUCUUUAGAGGUGAGUACUUGAGGUCUCCAACCAGCAAUGAUAUAGUGAGGUUAUUAGGAGUCGGACAAAGGUGUGGGUUUUCAAGAAUGUUGGGUAACAUUGAUUGCAUGCACUGA
Messenger RNA from Carya illinoinensis, 600 nucleotides. RefSeq lists its product as uncharacterized. Bases 1 to 600 code for a protein of 199 amino acids. The transcript has a single exon. The record is from RefSeq and is a predicted model, not a curated record. NCBI's taxonomy places the organism in Eukaryota, Viridiplantae, Streptophyta, Magnoliopsida, Fagales, Juglandaceae.